Boleophthalmus pectinirostris (great blue-spotted mudskipper) is the source of this 831-nucleotide messenger RNA. It is a transcript of the gene gpx2, whose product is annotated as glutathione peroxidase 2. The record is from RefSeq and is a predicted model, not a curated record. Gene Ontology annotation, biological process: response to oxidative stress. Gene Ontology annotation, molecular function: glutathione peroxidase activity. Lineage: Eukaryota; Metazoa; Chordata; Actinopteri; Gobiiformes; Gobiidae. The transcript has 2 exons.
GUGGGACAACAGAUGAGACGAAAUGACGUUCAUAGCAAAGACGUUCUAUGACCUAAGAGCCGUCACUCUGGAGGGAGACUCUGUGGACUUUAACGUGUACAGGGGAAGAGUGGUCCUCAUUGAGAAUGUGGCGUCACUGUGAGGCACAACCACCCGGGACUUUAGCGAGCUUAACCAGCUCCAAACCAAGUACCCCCAUCGGCUGGUGGUCCUGGGCUUCCCCUGCAACCAGUUUGGAUACCAGGAGAACUGCACAAAUCCAGAAAUCCUAAAUUGCCUCCAGCAUGUACGCCCAGGAAACGGCUUUAAACCCAACUUCACCAUGUUUGAGAAGUGUGAGGUCAAUGGGACAAACACACACCCAGUCUUUGCCUACCUGAAAGACAAGCUCCCAUAUCCUGAUGAUGAUCCUAAUUCACUUAUCCAAGACCCCAAAUUUCUGGUCUGGAGUCCCAUCUGCAGGACAGACAUCUCAUGGAAUUUUGAGAAGUUUCUCAUUGGACCUGAGGGAGAGCCCUUCAAAAGAUACAGCAAGAAGUUCCCUACUAUCAACAUAGAGCCAGACAUCCAGAGACUGUUGAAAUUAACCAAGAAUUAGGACAAGAGUCCUUACUCCAAUACAUUUCACUCAGUAAUUUACAGUAACGUCAAAAUGAAUGAUGUCCUCCUCAUUUUAAGCCUUAUUUAAUGAUGGUGGUAUUUUAAACAGUAGUGUGAAUAUCAUCUGAUGUCUUAGAAGUGCUUAACUCUGCUGGAUGAUUACAUUCAUUUUUACACGUUUUGGUUAUAAAUGUAUCAUAACAGCUAAAGAAAUGCAGUUUUUGUGUUAAA